AUGCCUGCCAGGAUCAUCACUUCGGAUGACGAGGACGACCUCAUGCCUCCCUCUCGACCCUCCACUGUCAAGCGAGUGAAGGACGAAGACGACGACGACGCGCCUGUAGUGAAGAAGGUCAAGAAGGAGUCCUCUACUCCUAAGGCUUCUCCUAAGGUGAAGAAGGCUACCACCACCACUAAGGUUAAAAAAGAGAGCACAACCAAUGCCAAAAAGGCCCCUGUCAAGAAGACCACCACAACUACCAUCAAGAAGGACCCUGUGAAACAGCAAACGGUCAAGAAAACCACCAUCAAGAAGGAGACGGUCGGAGCCGACGGCAAGAUCAAGAAGGAGGAGACCGAAGAGGCCGAAGAUGUGUACAAAUGGUGGGAGAAUGACAACCAGGACGAUUCCAUCAAGUGGGAGACUCUAGAGCACAAGGGAGUCAUGUUUCCUCCUGAAUACGAACCAUUGCCCAAAAGUGUGCUCAUGAAGUACGACGGAACUCCUGUGGUGCUCCCCCAUGCUGCUGAGGAGGUUGCAGGCUUCUUUGGAGCCAUGCUGGAAACCGACCACGCCAAGAACCCGACUUUCCAGAAGAACUUCUUCAACGACUUCAAGGCGGUUCUCAAGGAGAGCGGGGGCGCUAAGGACAAGGAUGGUAACAAUGUGCAAAUCAAAGCCUUUUCCAAGUGCGACUUUUCCGACAUGUACGCUCACUUUGAAAAGAUGCGGGAGGAGAAGAAAGCCAUGAGCGCCGCGGAGAAGAAGGCAAUCAAGGCCGAGCGAGACAAGAUCGAGGAGCCCUUCAAAGUGUGUCUGCUCAACGGCCGAAAGGAACAGGUUGGCAACUUCCGAAUCGAGCCUCCGGGUCUAUUCCGUGGCCGAGGAGCCCACCCCAAGACUGGUAAGCUCAAGCGUCGAGUCAUGCCCGAGCAAAUCACCAUCAACAUUGGCAAGGGCGUUCCUGUGCCCGAGCCUCCUGCUGGACACAAGUGGGGGGAGGUGCGACACGACAAUUCGGUUGCAUGGCUUGCCAUGUGGCACGAGAACAUCAACAACUCCAUCAAGUAUGUCUUGUUUGCUGCAAAUUCGUCUCUCAAGGGAAUGUCCGACUACAAGAAGUUUGAGAAAGCCCGAGAGCUCAAGAAACACGUCGCUACCAUCCGAAAGGACUACGAGAAGGAGCUCAAAUCAGAGGCCAUGUUUGAACGUCAGAGAGCCACAGCCAUGUACCUGAUUGAUGUGUUGGCACUGCGAGCUGGAGGAGAGAAGGGAGACGAUGAGGCCGACACUGUGGGUUGUUGUUCUCUUCGAUACGAACACAUUACUCUCUCUCCGCCAAACAUCGUGGAGUUUGAUUUCCUCGGUAAGGACUCCAUUCGGUACCACCAGGAGGUCGAAGUGUCUCCUCAAGUGUUCAAGAACCUGCGCAUCUUCAAGAAGGCCCCCAAGAAGGUUGGAGAUGAUAUCUUUGACCGUCUGGACCCUUCUGUGCUUAAUAAGCAUCUGCAGAACUACAUGCCUGGUCUCACCGCCAAGGUUUUCCGAACCUACAACGCUUCCAAGACCAUGGAUGACCAGCUGGCUCUCAUUCCCAACGAGGGAACUGUCGCUGAGAAGCUCGUCAAGUUCAAUGCUGCCAACCGAGCCGUUGCCAUUCUGUGUAACCAUCAAAAGACCGUGUCCAAGACGCACGGCGAGUCGGUUGGCAAGAUUGAAGACCGAAUCAACGAGGUGGUGUGGCAAAAGUGGCGUCACAAGCGAAUGUUGCUAGAUCUCGAACCAAAGCUGCUCAAGAAGGAGCCCAAGCUGUUUGAGGAUCUCGACGAGCUGUCCAAGGAGGAGAAGACUGCUUGUGCCAAUCGACUUCUUGAGAAGGACUCGGAGCGAUGGACAAAGAAGUUUGAGCGGGACAACGAGAAGCUGGUGGCCGAGAAACAAAAGCCCAAGCCCAAGUCCGAGCUCAACGCCAAGCUCAAGGACCUCGCCGACACUAACAAGCAGUAUCUCAAGGAGAUCAAAUCCAACAAGGUCGAGGGUAAGGGAACUGUGGAGAAGCUACGUGCCCAGGUAGAGAAGCUGGAGACCCGGGUAACCACGAUGCGAAUGCAGCUCAAGGACAAGGAAGACAACUCGUCUGUGGCGCUGGGCACCUCGAAAAUGAACUAUAUUGAUCCUAGAUUGACAGUCAAGUUCAGCAAAAAGUACGACGUGCCCAUUGAGAAGCUCUUCACCAAGACCCUACGGGACAAGUUCCAGUGGGCCAUUCAGAGUGCGGACGAGGACUGGGAGUUCUAG
This is a messenger RNA of Yarrowia lipolytica CLIB122, 2283 nucleotides long. RefSeq lists its product as uncharacterized. Gene Ontology annotation, molecular function: DNA topoisomerase type I (single strand cut, ATP-independent) activity; DNA binding. The record is from RefSeq and is a predicted model, not a curated record. Lineage: Eukaryota; Fungi; Ascomycota; Dipodascomycetes; Dipodascales. Gene Ontology annotation, biological process: chromosome segregation; DNA replication; DNA topological change. Gene Ontology annotation, cellular component: chromosome; nucleolus.